Caretta caretta (loggerhead turtle) is the source of this 942-nucleotide messenger RNA. RefSeq names its product sperm acrosome membrane-associated protein 4. Gene Ontology annotation, cellular component: membrane. The record is from RefSeq and is a predicted model, not a curated record. Lineage: Eukaryota; Metazoa; Chordata; Testudines; Cheloniidae. Gene Ontology annotation, biological process: sperm-egg recognition.
UCCAGACCUCAUGGUGACAUCACUCUCUGUGACAUCAUUCACUGUGACAUCACCAGGCUCUGGCUGGAAUGGGCCAAUGAGAAUCUUGCAGCCUUAUUGUGAGGUCAUCGCUGCUGGGCUACUCAUUCUGGGCAGGGGGUCUCGGGGAAGCAUUGAGCUCUCUGCAGUGGCCGCGGCCAGUAGCCCACAGCGACCCGGUUAGGGACAGGCACGUUCGGAGGGACUGGGAAUCCGGACCCUCCAGCCAGACCCGCGUUCUGAACUCGCCGAGUCCUCGCGGCUCCCACCAGGUUCUGGAGUGACUGGAGCCGAGCAAUUGGGAUCCAGCUCGUUCCCUGGUUCUGACGUCCCUGGAGCCAGGAGAUCUGGAUCCAGACUCCGGUUCUGACGUCCCUGGAGCCAGGAGAUCCGGAUCCAGACCCUGGUUCUGCCAUUCCCAGAGCAGCCCGGAUCCAGACUCCGGUUCUGAAGUCGCUGAGUCAGGAGGGCCGGGAUCUGGUCGUGACGUCCCCAGCGUGGCCCGGAUCCAGACUCCGGUUCUGCCCUCCCCGUCUGUGCGAUCACCCCACUGCUCUCAUGCUCCUCCUGCUGGCUCUGUCUCUCCUGUUGGCGCUGCCCGGCGCCAGCCCCAAGGAGUGCUUCUUCUGCGAGGUGACCUCCUCCCGCUACUGCCCCAGCACCCGGAUGAGCUGCGCCCCGGACGAGGACUGCUUCGUGGGGCAUGGUGCCGCCCUGGGGGUCUCCCUCAUCCAGACCAAGGGCUGCACCCGGGCCAUCCGCUGCGGCAAGGAGCACCCCGUCACCCACAUGGGAGUGACCUACAGCCUGGUCACCCAGUGCUGCAAGGGCAGCCUGUGUAACGGGGCCGUCGCCCCCCCCCGAGGGCCCGGCCUGGGCCUGCAGCUGGUGCUGGGCACGGCCGUCCUGCUGGGGGCGCUGUGA